This is a messenger RNA of Aspergillus glaucus CBS 516.65, 624 nucleotides long. Its product is annotated as signal peptidase complex subunit 2. The record is from RefSeq and is a predicted model, not a curated record. Gene Ontology annotation, cellular component: signal peptidase complex; membrane. The transcript has 3 exons. Lineage: Eukaryota; Fungi; Ascomycota; Eurotiomycetes; Eurotiales; Aspergillaceae. Gene Ontology annotation, biological process: protein targeting to ER. The coding region runs from base 1 to 624 and encodes 207 amino acids.
AUGGCGACAACCAAAGUGCCCGUCUACUCGGCCAAUGACCUAAAAUCCACAACCGACGACGCCCUCUCCCCCUAUUUAACCACCCUCCCCACCCCCUACAUCUUCACCCAAGACCACACCCUCACCAAAAUCCGCUUCCUGUUGGGCUACACAGCCGUCGCGAUCGCAGGCGCCACUUUCUACGCGGACCGGUAUCUGGGCUGGGAAGCGACGACGUCGCCGUGGGUUAUCGCCGCCGUGGGAACGUAUUUUGUGUUGAAUGGGGUUUUCACGUAUUGGGUUUGGUUUGUUGAGGGGGGGGAGGUUUUUCGAGGGAGGAGGGGGAGUGGUGAGGUGAUUUCGAUCCGUUCCUCGACGAAGAAACACUCGCCGCUGUAUAACCUUCACGUGCAGUAUAAGACGCCGUCUGGGAAGGUUCUGGAGGAUAAGGUUAUCGAGACGCCGUUUACGACGUGGUUUUCUGCGGAGGGGACGUUUCAUCCUGAGCCGUUACGGGAGUGGCUUGCGUCUGAGAUUGAGGUGUUGGGGCUUGCUGCGAAGGAGACGGUGAAGAAGACGGGGGGUGCGUCGAGUUCUGUUGCGCCGGGAGAUGAGGGAGAUGAGGGUGUUACGAAGAGGAGGUAG